AUGGACGGCGCCGCCGACCAGCGCGACGUCGACAUGGGCGCGCGCGAUGUAGAGACUGCGCUGGAGGCGCCGAGCCCUGCGCCAGUCGAGGCAAUGCGGCCACCGGUGGGUGCCAUUGCGGCGCCCGACGACGUCGACACCAUGGGCGACGGCGAGAGCGAUGCGCCGGGGCCGAGCGACAUGGGUGACGUCUACUUUCUGAUUGCAAAUUUUCUGCGCCAAGCGACGCCAUGCUCGCGGACGGCGGCGAUGCUUGAAGAGGAGCUGCACAGCUUGGGCCUGCUCGACGCAGCGGUCGACUGGCAAGGACGCGAGCGGCCAGCAACGUACACGGAUGUGCAUCUGCGCCACCGCCAGCUUCCGCCCACGCACCUCGUCCAGCUGCUCCGUGACGGCGCGCGCAAGAACGAGACGACGCUCUUGAAGCCGCGGCCACCCACGCCAUCGACGCCCGAUGGUCGCCGGUCGACGAUCCAGGAGCUGAUCCAGCUCUGGCUGCAGAUGCGCGGCAGCGAGCGCAAGAUUCUGCGCGUCGAGCGCCUCCUCGAGAAGUUUGCGACCACCGGCACGGACAUUGCAGAGGAGCAGCGCGGCGCCAAGCAGCUGCGUUUCCUCCAGCGGCAGCUUGUGCAGGACAAGCGCAAGGUCGACGAGCUUCUGAGCCGUGUGCGCGACUGGGGCAUGGCCGUGACCAAACCCUUUGUGGGUACGAACCACGCGCGGGCCCUUCUCCAGCGCGAGCGCUGCGGGCGGCCCGUGCCUUUCGGCCAUUUCGCCGCCGCCAACGCCUGCCGGGAGCCGGUCCCGAUCUUCGCCUACACGCGGUACCGCAUCCUCAAGACGCUCAGCGGCCAUUUGCAAAUCUCCGUGUACUGCGUCACAUUUGACAAGUCGGGCCGGUUCAUCAUCACCGGCUCGGACGACCGGCUCGUCAAGAUUUGGUCGGCCCGCACCGGCGACCUCUUGUAUACUCUGCACGGUCACGUGGGCAACAUCACCGACAUGGACAUCAACGACGACGGCAGUCUCCUCGUCACGUCCUCGGACGACAAGACGGUCCGCGUCUGGGAAAUCGCAACCGGUUUUGCGAUCGCCGUCUUGGUCGGGCACACGAGUGUUGUCAACACGGUUCGAUUCCACCCGCACCUCAACGUGGUCGUUUCGGCCUCCGACGACGGCCAUUGCCUCCUCUUCCGCCUCCCGCGCAUCACGCCCGGCCCGCGCCGCGAGACCAAGACCGAGACAGUCCAGCGACUCUUUCAGCAGCACGCAUACUGCCUCAACAUCAAGCCGUUCCUUGUGCUGGGCCAUGUACCGUCGGCGAAUGGCACGCGCGUCACGCGGUCGUGCAAGGUACUCUGCCUCGAUGUGAGUCCGUGCGGCACCAAAAUUGCGACCGGGAGUCAAGACGGCGUCGGGCGGCUCUGGCACGUCGGCCCCCACGUCCUCUCGUCGACGGCCACGACGUCGGCGUCGACGCAAGACCAAAUCGACGCGGUCGUCGCGUCGAUUCCCGACGUCCACCAUGAGCCGUCGCCCGAGGUUGCGGCCGUCGGGUUUGUGCCACCGCCGACGUCGACGGCACCGAUGGCACCGAUCGCGCCGACGGAACCGGUCGCCAACCCGCACUUUGCCGAGAGUACGGUCGUGACCGAGCCGUCGCUGGUGCUGACGGGCCAUACGUCGCCGAUCACAAAUGUGUUUUUCAGCAAGCACGGCGAGUCGGUGGCGACGCAGUCGAUCAAGGACGGCACGACGCGGCUCUGGCAACUCCCAACCGCGACUCGUCCGAAGCUCGGCAUCCACAUCUUGCCAUCGCCCGAGACUGUCGAGGGUGGGCGGCGCCAGGGCGCUUCGUGGUCGGCCGACAUGAUGAUGUGGACGACUCAAGGCGAGCGGCUCGUGACGCUCCACAGUCGCAAGGCCGACGCCGACGCGCUGCACAUCGAGCAAGCGAUCCGCAUCUGGGACCCAACGACGCUUGCGUUAAUGAUGACACUGCGGCAUCACGAGCGCGCGCACGUGAACGCCGUCUUUGCCAUGGAAGUCCACCCGCUGGACUGGCGCAUUCUUCUCACGGCCGGCUACGACGGACGCAUUUGUCUCUGGGACAUAUCGGCGGGCACCCUUCUGCGGCAGUACCAGAACGUAGACAGUGUCGGCGACCCGUGCCCGAUCCACGACGUGGCGUUCUCCCCGAGUGGCGACCUCUUUGCCGUCACGGACCGCGUCGGCCGGCUCUGUAUCUUUGGCACGGGCGCCGGCGACAGCUACAAGGCGAGUCCGCGCGACCAGUACUUCGCCAACGACUAUGCGCCGAUCGAGAUGGACGUGAAUCUCAACGUCCGCGACCGCGACACGCAUGUGCAGCCGCACCUCUUGCCGCGGUCGGCGCUCAUGGACAUGAGCCGGUCGAUUUACGCGCAGCAGCCGCUGCAUCUCCUGCUCGACGAGAUGCGCCUCGAGGACUAUGCGGCGAACCGGGCCGCGCGCGUCGCCCAGUACACGGAGCUCUAUCAAGCCAACUUGGAAGGCAUCGUGCGAAGCGACGAGAACGCGCAUGGCAACUACGAGCCGUUCCCCAACCUCAUCGAGACGGUCACCCCCAAGAGCGUCCGGAGCGUCCGAAGCGCCCUCGCGACCACGCAGUCGUACCGUGUGAAUGGCGCCCCGGUGCUCGCGUCCGAGGUGCGCGCACCUGUGGUGCGACGGGCGCCCCGCGACACGGACGACCGCGAUCGUUCGGUGCUCGAUGUUGUCUUGUCGUCCGACGAAGACCAUGACGAAGACUUUCAAGUCCCGGCGACAGCCAACGGUGACGACGGCGACGACGACGACGAUGACGACGACGACGACGAGGCCAUGGGUGAUCUUGUCGAUGAAGAGAGCGACGCGGGUAGUGGCAGCGACACGCCGCCCCGUAUCUACCGCACUGCCGAUGGCAGUCGCGCACUGCGCUCCCGUCAGCGACCGUCCGCUGACGACGACGAGCCCGCGCCCCGUCGUCGGCGUCUCCGGAAACGCAACCAACGACAGAUUCUGGACGGUCCGUCAAGCGGUGACGACGAGAACGACGAGGUCGAGCAACGUAUCACGGCGGUGUCGCCAGCCCGCGUGUCACCCGUCGACGACGAGCCAGAAGAGGACGAUACCCAAGGAGGCGCCGUGGAAGAGUCGACCAAGGUGCCUGGCAGCCAGCGGGACGUGUUUGACACGACCAAGACGUUUGCCGAGAUGCUGGCGGCCAAGCGGCGCGUCGACCUUGGUGCCCAGAUCCUCUGCGGCUUUUGCGGCCGCGGCGACGUCGCCGGCAUGACGCUACCAGGCGAGACCCUCGGCGUGCACCCGCUCGUCAACGGCAGCCAGCGCGUGUUUGUGCACGACCCGUGCGCGAUCACAUCACCGCAGUCGUUCUAUGACGACGGCCAUUGGUACAACAUUGCGAAGGAGCUUCGCCGCGGGCGGCUGCUCAAGUGCAACCUCUGCGGCCAGAAGGGCGCGACGCUCGGCUGCAACUAUGACGCGUGCAUUGUCACGAUGCACUUUCACUGCGCGCUCGCGACCGGGUGGAAGGACGAAGAUACGUACUACUGCGGCGACCACUCGCACAUGUACGUCCCAUCACCCACAAUCCGCAACGACCCGCUGCGGGCCAUGAAGGCGCAGCUGCUCACGAGCCAAGUCGCGUUCGAAGAGGGCUACAUCAAGCGCAUUGGCUUGAGCUACGAUCGGCUCUACUGCCAGCAGAUUCUGCCGCAGCCGCAGUCGUAUGUGCCUCAAGUCGGCGACGUUGUCGUCUACUGCCCCCAAGGGCACGAGUUUUACCUGCGCUUCCAUCCGUCCAAGACGCAGCCCGCGUACAUGACGUUUCCGCGCAAGUUUGCCGCCGUCCAGUGCCAGAUCGUGCACAUCGCCUACACGUUUCCGUUGGUCGAGACGUACAAGCCCCACCAGCGUGUGCUCAUGCAGCUCCACCUCGAGGUCGUCGGGCUCCCAGCCCUCUACUUUGAAGACGACCAAGAUGAGAGCGACCCGUGCCGACGCGCGUUCAACGCGUUUGUGCCUGUCAACGACCAGUUUGAGCCCGACGACGCACCGUCACGAGUGCGCCGGCGGUUCCGCGUGCACAUGCAACCGAGCGACUGCCCCGACUUUGUCGUACUGUACGCCAAGUACGCGCUCGGGUUUGGCGCGCCGUGGACCGUCCAGGACACGGUGCAGACGGUCCUACCCUCGACCGACGACCACGGCAUUCAGAUCGACUCGGUGCUCAACACGGGCACCGUCCUCGCCAACGACCGCGUCGAGUCCGACGUCGACUCGCCGUGGGAGUGUCUCACGGUGCUCUUUGACGACGGCGACACGGUCCGUGUGAGUCCGUGGGAGCUCGAGCCGGCGAGUGCCGAGGCGCGGCUGGCGCAGCUCGCGCUUGCGCCGCCGCUGCCGACGAUCGACGGCGAGCGGCGCGCGGGUCUGUUGCGGGCGUUGGCGUCGAUCAUGCAGCUCUCGGUCGCCCUGGAUUUCGUGCCGCCGGUGCCCGAGUCGACGCCCGACUACUACGUCACGGUGGCAAACCCGAUGGACCUCUCGCUCAUCCGGAGCCGCGUCGAGCACGGCUACUACCGGCAAGUGGACGCGCUCUUGGCGGACGUGCAUUUGAUUUUGGACAAUUGCGAAAAGUACAACGUCGAAACGAGCCCGAUCGCGCAGAACGCGCGGUCGCUUGUCGCAGCGAUCGUGUCCAUUCUGCAGCCGCUAUUCCCACUGCAAGUCGCGACGUGGCAAGCGGCCCACGCCGUGAGCCAGGUUGAGCCCGAGAGGACGCUCGAGACCAAGCGCCCGCCCAAGCGCUCCAACAGCGUCGACGGUGCAAGUCCAAACCCGAAGCGGCGCUGCACGGACGACGCCGUGGUCGUGCAAAAGCUGCGACUCUCGGUAGCCCAGCGCCAGCAGUGGCUCCAGCGGCUCGCCAAAGGUUCGUUGGCGUCGCACCUCGCCGUGCUCCACCGUGCGAUCCAGGCCGAAGACGCGGCCAACAUCUUUGCGUCGCCCGUCACCGACGACAUUGCGCCGGGGUACUCGGCCAUCAUUCCACACCCGAUGGACUUUGGCACGAUGCAAGCCAAGCUGACGCUGUAUGGGUCGUUUGCCGCCUACUAUGAGGACUUCACGCUUGUGUGUGCGAACGCGACCGUGUACAACGAAGCAGGCUCGUACGUGCACAGCGAAGCGGUGCGCAUGAAGGGGGCGUUGAGCCGCGUCGUCGGCACGAUCCUCAAGGGCAAAGCCAAGGCGGCUGGAUCGGUCGACGUCACCGUGUUCGGCGCUCGAUCGCACAAUCCAGGCUUCCCACAGAUGGACCCACCGUCGUGUACCAACAACGCGUGA
Molecule: messenger RNA, 5388 nt
Organism: Saprolegnia diclina VS20
Lineage: Eukaryota; Oomycota; Saprolegniomycetes; Saprolegniales; Saprolegniaceae
Exons: 4
Coding region: 1-5388 (1795 amino acids)
Biological process (GO): cytoskeleton organization; regulation of cell shape; regulation of transcription by RNA polymerase II
Cellular component (GO): nucleus
Molecular function (GO): protein binding
Source: RefSeq, a predicted model, not a curated record